Molecule: messenger RNA, 3753 nt
Organism: Colletotrichum scovillei
Lineage: Eukaryota; Fungi; Ascomycota; Sordariomycetes; Glomerellales; Glomerellaceae
Exons: 1
Coding region: 2234-3478 (414 amino acids)
Biological process (GO): regulation of DNA-templated transcription; aflatoxin biosynthetic process
Cellular component (GO): nucleus
Molecular function (GO): DNA-binding transcription factor activity, RNA polymerase II-specific; DNA binding; zinc ion binding
Source: RefSeq, a predicted model, not a curated record
GACAGGCCCAAAGGAAAGUAUCUCGUCCCUCUUUUGUUGAUCAAGGUACAGACAGUCCCGUCUUUUCGAGCCUUCGAUUCUUCUCCCCGAAGCAACGUCCACCCUUAACGUACGGCCUAUCCUAAUCCCUGCACUUGGCUCCUUGUUCCUAUCUCAGUUCCACUGUCCACCCCACCAGCUUGGUUCGGACCUGGGUCUGAGCUGACCGGAUACCUUACUGCCCACAGAUACGCCUGGGCCCUUCUGGCCUUGCCCUGCCUUACCUCACCUUACCUUGCCUCGCCUUGCUUUGCCUCGCUGUAGAAUCUUACCGUACCGUUCUAUCUUCCGUGCUUGCGGAGCUUCGCCUUCCACAAGGCACCUGGAAGACUCAGUGUAUCCAUACCAAGUAAGAAUACUGUGUAUGGACAUGGCAUGCUGAGCAUAAUCCACAGUAAAGGUAGCCCGCGUCAUCACCCUCUGCUCCCACUUCCUUGUCCUAGUUGUUGUUUCUGACCAUUUUGCUUUUUACCACGCCAACUUGGAACGAACCGUUUACUACCGUCCCACCUCUUUGCCUUACCCAAGGGCAGGGUAUCCUGUCCUUGACCGGGCCCCAGCUCAAGCUCACCAAGCUCUAGAUUCAGCACACACCACCACCAUCACGGCAACCAUCAUGACCCUCAUCAGCAACAGCCUUCACAACACGACACCGGAGCACAGCGCAGUUUCUGGGAUAUGCUUUUCAGCACAAACCAACAGAUGCCGUCUCCUCCAACCCACCCUGCCUUCUGCCUUUUUAUUCUCCUAGUUGUCUGCCCACCAAGUGGAUGGAUGGUCAUGGUGCCCCCCAUCAUCCGUCCACUCAACCCUUGAAGUAAAGAAAUCAGGGUCUCAUUAUGGGGAACUCCAUAUGGAUUGAUUGCCGGCAGCACUUGCGUUGUCUCCAGAGCUCCGUGGGGAAGCUGGGGAAGCUGGAAAUGGCAACGUCCAACGUCUAUCACCAGCCAGGUAGGUAGAAUAUCCAUCUGAAUGGCUUCGGUAGCUGCUCCCCUCUCUUCCCACAUCGGCCCAAAGGGGUGCCACCUACGUUGUCUGCAUGCCCAGACAAGGCUUUAUCAGGCCCAAACCGUCCAAGCCUAUGCUUCGAAUUGGUCUGGUUUGGUUCUUUCUGUUGUCUUUCGCUCUGCACCUCGCUGCCGGCUAGCUGCCGAGUACUCAACCUCCCCGGUCAGUUCACUUUGUCCAAGCGGUCGAGCGAGCUCUGGCCUGCUCAGGAGAGACUUAUCCAAUGCCCUUUGCACUUGAAGCCCAAGGGUCUUUGCGUGCGAGUGAGCCAACCAACCCAUGUCCACACCAAUGGACGAGUCCAACGUACCAAAUGGGCGUUUACAUGGGCCGUUUUCUUUUUCCCUCAGACUGCCUGUCCGUCUACUCUCAUUCUCACACUCACACUAGCAACCAGAAUACGUACAGGUACGGGGUACACACUGGGGGAGCACCUUAUGCUCAGCCAGUCUCUCACCUCUUCUGAUUGUGUCUCUCUCUCUGCCUUCUCUGUCUCCCUCCAGGGUGGGUAAUCAAAAGUCGAGCAAGGUCGGUCAACUUUUGAACCAAUUUGUCCACGCCCUCUUUCAAGGCCACAGCCCCCAAUGUACAUGGUUAUGUACAGUGUAUAAGCCAAUGGAUAGCAUAUCUAAAUCAGGCCCUCGCUUUUUAACUGUUCAACGUCCGCUCCUUCUCAUCCGCGUCGCAUGCUUCUUGUUCUUACAAGCUCCUUCUCUCAUCCCUUCCUACAGCAACACCCGGACUCUCACUCCAUGCUCGUCCCUCUUGGACUCUGGGUUAUGGCCGUGACCGUUUCCGUUCCUGUUUCGUAACCCGUUUUUCUCUCAUCCACGUUGCUGUCGACCUUCGUCGGCUAGACUCCGCUCGCUGCCGCCCUAAACCUCGAUCCGUGGCCCUCGGAGCUCUUCCCGCACUUCAUCGCACUCUCACGCGAAGCCUGAAUAGAGCUUGCUAAUCCUCCUUCGCCUUGUACCCACUCGCUCUCGAUUGUCACACAGACAUCUUUCUUGCACCACCUACAGAACUCUAAUAAUUUCCGCCGUUCUCCAGUUCUUUAUUAGUGGCUUGCCCCUCCACCAUCAUUGCAUUCUCUGGACCUAUACAGCUUUGUUAGAUCAAGAUACCCAAUCUCCUUCUUCUCGCAGAGUAGUCUCAAGCAAACUCGGGAAACUCACCUUAAUCAACAAUGUCUUCUUCCUCCAAACCUCGCCAACCCCGACUCCGGGCCUCUUGCGACGGGUGCUUCUUGGCCAAGGUCAAGUGCUCCAAAGCAAGACCCAUCUGCUCCAGAUGCCUCGCAUGCGGUCUCGAAUGUCGCUACUCUCCCUCAAGCAGAGCCGGCAAGCCAAAGUCAGACAACAGCGCACCAAGCCACGCAAAUACUGUCCACAUGGAUAUGACCGACCUAUCUCCCAUCAUGGACGAAAAGAACCUCAUGUUCGGCCAACAUCCCGGCAUGUACAAGAUGGAGCCUGGCUGGCAUACGCCCACAAGUAUGGACUCGGGGGCGAUGAGCAGAAAUCCAUCAAUCUCUUCUGGGCUCGCCAUGCUCGGCGUCGACGACACAACCCCAAGAGACCACCAGGAUCCGACAGCAGACAUGUACGGAGGCGGCAUGCCCUGGACACCGCCCACAGAUUUCUCUGCUGCUCCAUAUCCCGAUAUGACAAUGUCCACCGCACAUAUGGCCACCCAUCAUGGCCGCUCCCAGUCCAUGGACAUGGCCAUGGCAGCCCACAUGACACCGUGGGGAGACCCAACGCAGCAUGACAUGAUGGCGUAUACUACCAUGCAGAAUCCAAGCAACAUGGCCGCCGCCGCAUACUUCCCGAGCCCCUCAACAACACCCAACAUGCGACCAGCUGUCCGACACAAGGCUUCAUCGUCAGGAGGCGGAGGUUCCUGCACCUGCUUCACAGUGCUCUUGCAGUCCCUCCAGGCCCUACACAACGCCUCAUCUCCCCAGGCGCCACCAUUCGACCUCGUCCUCUCUCUCAACCGCAAGGCCGUCGAGGGAUGCGCCGCCAUGCUAUCCUGCAACAGGUGCAUGAGCCGCUCCGGCACUCACACGGCGGCGAUGCUGCUGGCGACAGUCAUUGGCAAGAUUACAAGCUUCUACAAGAACGCCACGCACACCUACUUUGAGAACGGCAUGGUGCCCGCGGUCAACCAGCUCAGUCCCGGCGGCGGGCUCGGCGUCAGUCUCGGCGCCUACACGCUGGGCGGCGAGGACGGCAGGUGGCUCGAGCUCGAGAUUCUCAACCGCGAGCUUCGCAAGCUGGAGGAGGUCUACGCGCAGUUCCGCGAGGUCUGCGCUGACCUGUCAGAGGAUCCUGAAGUCAGCAAGGCCAUGAUUGGCUACCUCGGCCACAACCUUGGCACAACUCUCGAGGUCGUCAGCCAUCGCAAGGGCGACAUGAGUUAUGCUUAGUCAGGAGACCCAACAGUUCGGACUAAAGGCCUUGCAACUCAAACUCAAACUCAGAAAAACACCAGAGGAGGCAAGAGAAAAGUACAAAAAUUUGGAAUACACACAAAGAGCGCUGCCACGGAUGAGCGGCGCUCACUCGAUACGACUGAUAUGAGCAUACACUACUUUUUCUUUUUCACCCUUCUUCUCUUGGAAGAUUUCGGACGUCAUUUACACGGGGGGUGAGAGGGCGGUGGGAGAGAGAGAAGGAGAGCCAGUUUUAAGACCUAUGGAAU